AUGAAAAUCCCUACAGCCAUGGAUGAUAGCUCCGUUUCUCAUCACAACGGAGGGCAAGUGGGAUCUGAAAUAGGUGUUAGUGUAAAUAAUAAACAAAAUGAAGAAUCUAGUCAAAGUGUCCAGUAUUCGAUACCGGGCAUUUUGCAUUUUAUUCAACAUGAAUGGGCGAGAUUCGAACUCGAGAGAUCACAAUGGGAGGUGGAUAGAGCCGAGUUUGAGGCACGAAUUGCCUUCCUCCAAGGAGAAAGGAAGGGCCAAGAAAAUUUAAAAAAUGAUCUUGUAAGGCGGAUUAAAAUGCUUGAGUAUGCUCUGAAACAAGAGAGAGCUAAGUUUCACAAAUUGAAAUAUGGUGUGGAGCUACAACAAGGUGAUAUGCGCCCACCUUCUGACGAGCCACCUGUAGAGCCAGAGCCGGCAGAGAGAACUCAAUGGAAGCAGGGGCGCCAACUCAUCAAACAGUACCUGCAGGAAAUUGGUUACACGGACACAAUACUUGAUAUACGCUCGAAUCGAGUAAGGACUUUACUUGGAGAAAAUAGUGAAGAACAGACAGAGGAAUCUAACUAUCGGAAUUGUGAUAAACACCGUUACUCUACAAAUACUGCUGUGGGACGCAAAAGGAUGAUGUAUGAUUAUGGUGGCAAAGACCAACAAUGCAAGGGUGCUGUCUCUGGAGGAUACAACGAAGAAGGUCUCUCUGUACAGGAAAAUGCUGUGUUUGCCAACUUUGAGUUUCUCGCUAACCAGGAAAUGGACAUGGAUGAAAUCGAAGAUUUAGAUACCAAACAGGCACAUCAUACUCAAAUCAAACAAGAAGAAGUGGAUCAUGAAGCAGAGGAAGUGCUCAAUGAGCUAAACCUGCUCACCGAGACAGAGGCCGAUGGGGGUGGACAAGGCGACGAGUAUGUCGGUGCAUCCGAUGAGAAGCCAUUGGCGCUGGGUGAAUUGGCACAGCUGACUGUCAGCAAUGAGCCGGAGGCUUACGACGUGGCUGGCGCCAGCAAGGAGUCGUUUAGGAAGACCUGGAAUCCCAAGUACACGCUGCGCUCACAUUUUGAUGGGGUGCGCGCUGUUGCGUUUCACCCGAAUGAAGCGGCGUUGGUGACAGCUUCCGAAGACCACACCCUGAAGCUGUGGAACCUCCAGCGGACCGUACCAGCGAAGAAGUCUGCCGGACUGGACGUGGAGCCGCUGUACACGUUCCGAGCGCACACCGCGCCCGUCCUCUGUCUCGCGAUGGGCGCGCCCCGAUCUGAGGAGUGUUUCUCUGGUGGGAUCGACGCCACCAUUCGCGUGUGGAACCUGCCAUCGGCCACAGCGGAUCCCUACGAUCCUUAUGAUGCCGCUGUACAGGGACCAGUACUGCGCGACCAUACCGACGCCGUGUGGUCUCUAUCGAGUUUGCAAGGUCGUCUUCUGUCUGCGUCUGCUGAUGGUACGGCACGACUCUGGUCGCCCCGUGCUGCUCGUCCGCUGCUAUGCACGCUCCGUGACGACGCCUUGACCGCUAGUAACGCGGCGCCCGCCGCCGCGGACUUCGCGGAUGCAGCGACCCGCGCUGCUGUCGUAUACAAUGACGGGACGCUUUUGCUUUACGAUCUGGAGACUACACAAGCGGUGUUGCGCGUACCGUGCUCUUCGCCGGCGACGAGAGUCCGCUCGCACCCGUCCCUGCCGGUGUUGGUGACAGCGCACGAAGACCGGCACAUUCGCUUCUGGGACGCGGUGUCGGGUCGCUGCGCACACGCAAUGGUCGCUCACCUCGACGCGGUCACCGGCCUCGCGCUCGACCCCAACGGCUUGUUCCUGCUCUCCGGCUCCCACGACUGCUCCGUGCGCCUCUGGAACCUCGACACCAAGACCUGUGUACAGGAGAUCACCGCGCACCGCAAGAAGUUCGACGAGGGCAUCCUGGAUGUGGCUUUCCACCCGGUGCGGCCCUUCAUAGCGAGCGCCAGCGCGGACGGUCUCGCCAAGUACGCACUGUUAGUGUUAGUCUCGCUUGUGUUGCCGACGUAUCGAGUGUAUCCUACAUGUGUGGCAGUUAGUAGGCGAGCGACCGGUACACCGUACGAGGAUGCGUCUAGUCGACCACCCCAGUGGCGCUUGCGUUUCGUGAACGACUCGGUCACAUCACCACCGGUUCCAAUUGACUAG
Molecule: messenger RNA, 2157 nt
Organism: Leptosia nina
Lineage: Eukaryota; Metazoa; Arthropoda; Insecta; Lepidoptera; Pieridae
Source: the annotation of a GenBank genome assembly